GCUAUUCUUCGUUUUUUAUCAUGGAGCGGCCACUUUGCCAUUACUGUCAACGACUCAGUCAUUACAUCAGAGAGUGUCGUACGAGGAUGCGAGACAUGGCGCGCAAUGAGCAGAACGCACAAAACUUCAAUAACCAAGCCUCUUCUUCGAACUCUCCACCGAUUUUUCAAGCUCCAGGUGCUCUCGUUCCAUACCAGCCACCUCCGAAUGACGGCAGGAGUAACAAUAAUUCAAACGUCAGCAAUAACGACAGCGGUUACUAUAGUAGAGGCGCUGGAGGGUACUCUGGAGGGUAUAGGAGAUCGUGGAACCAUGACAGCAGAGAGAAGGGUGACAGAUUCGAGAGAAUGUGGAGUUGGAUGUCGAGCAAGAUGCAAGAAAGAGAACGCGUUAAGAAGGAGCAAGAGAGGAAGGCGAGGGAUGAGGAGGAAGGGAGGAGAGUGAGAGAACUGGAGGAGAAGAAAUUGGCGGAGCAGAAAGAGCGUGACGACUUCAAAGCCAGUAUCGGAGCGAUGGUUCAGAACGAGAUGCAGCAGGCAUGUGAGCAGGUCCUAGGACGGAAGGUGACUGUCGGAGAGAAUCCACUAGUGGCUGCUAUGCAAGAAGUUUGUAGAAGAACGGUAGAAGAAUCGCGAACAGCAAAAAGUGUCGGUAAUAGCUGGGAGAAACUCGACGUUAUCGAGAAGUUGAAGCAAGAUAUUGACGAGCUAAGAAGGCAAACGCAACGUAAUGUUCAGCCAGAUCAGGGGAUUACGACACUAAAAACGGAUAAUCAGCUACUGAUUCAAGAUCUUAUCCACCUGAAAGAAGAAGUCGAACAUCUUAAGCGUGGGGAGAAACGGGCGUCUGAUGCGGUCACGGAAAAGAGCCCACCGGAGGAGCCAGCGAGAGCAAAAUCGAAGAAUCUAUCGGAGCCUACACCGGCAGAAUAUGUGAAGCUGGCAGAAGCAUAUCGGAGGAUUCGUGAUGACAAGGACGUGGCGGAACGGGAGAUACAAGCACUGAAAGAACGUACCGGUAGAAUCGUUAUUCCUACCUCAAAUUUAAGAACCAAGAAAUCGAUGUUCAGAAGCGGGAGACCUACAAAUCUCAAACACCGGUUGAAUAAGGAGGCACAAAAAGGUGGUGGUGAGGGAGCAUCAGGGGGGAAGCCUACCCCAAUUCGAUUUGUGAAGAACAACAAUGAAGAUUGAGAAUCGUUUAGGAGGCGUGUGUGCAGAGAGUUAUGCAAAUGUAAGAAGAAGGAGAUCGAGAUACUCUGUAAUGAAGAGAAGAUUGCCUA
Messenger RNA from Chara braunii, 1282 nucleotides. NCBI's taxonomy places the organism in Eukaryota, Viridiplantae, Streptophyta, Charophyceae, Charales, Characeae. The record is from the annotation of a GenBank genome assembly.